This is a messenger RNA of Anthostomella pinea, 651 nucleotides long. Lineage: Eukaryota; Fungi; Ascomycota; Sordariomycetes; Xylariales; Xylariaceae. The record is from the annotation of a GenBank genome assembly.
AUGGCCGCCGAGGCUCCCCCUACCUUCAAGCUCGUCCUUGUCGGCGAUGGCGGUACUGGAAAGACCACCUUCGUCAAGCGCCACUUGACUGGUGAAUUCGAGAAGAAGUACAUGGCCACUCUCGGUGUCGAAGUCCAUCCCCUUGCCUUCACGACCAACUUCGGUCAACUCAUCUUCGAUGUCUGGGAUACCGCUGGUCAGGAGAAGUUCGGUGGUCUCCGUGACGGGUACUACAUCAACGGCCAGUGCGGUAUCAUCAUGUUCGAUGUCACCUCCCGCAUUACCUACAAGAAUGUCCCGAACUGGCACCGUGACCUGGUCCGCGUCUGCGAGAACAUCCCCAUCGUCCUGUGCGGUAACAAGGUUGAUGUGAAGGAACGCAAGGUCAAGGCCAAGACCAUUACUUUCCACCGCAAGAAGAACCUCCAGUACUACGAUAUCUCGGCCAAGUCCAACUACAACUUCGAGAAGCCGUUCCUGUGGCUUGCCCGCAAGCUUGUCGGCAACCCUGGCUUGGACUUCGUCGCUGCCCCUGCUCUUGCUCCCCCCACCGCCCAAGUCGAUGAGGCUCUGCUCGAGGAGUACCGCAAGGAGAUGGAGACCGCGGCCACCAUGCCCCUGCCUGGCGAGGAUGACGAUGAUGACUUGUAA